GCUCUCUAUAUGUCUAAAAAGUUCAAGGGGUCCUGAACGAGAUUGACAAUAUAUCAGACACUCAACUAUAUAUAAGCUGGAUCACAGAACGGCGAUAAUCAUGUAUUCCUUCGACAUACUUCAUUUUCAUCUUCAUCUUCAGCACUCAUACCAUUAUUACCUACGAACUCCUUCCAUCCCUUCACAGAUUUAUCAAAUCCUCUAUCUAUAAGAAUUGCUAGUAUCGGACAAAACCCCAAGUCAACAUGCAUCUUGCCAGCUUCGCCAGCCUCCUCGCCAUCAGCGCGAACGUCGUUCUCACGAACGCAGACGCUACCAACCCUUCCGUCAGCCUCGCGCGAGCGGAUAACCCUGCUGUGCCUCUGCUCAGGUCCGGGUUCAGCGAGAGGCGUGCCGCCAUGAUGGAUCUGCAACCUCGUGCCGGCAUCCAAGACCAAUGCAACGCAGCGACGGGGUUCUUCUCGACGGCGCGGUGCGUUCUCCGCCGAGGCGUCAUCAAGGCGGGUCCGGCCGUCUCUUACGGAACGCAGACGCUGAAUCAAGUCGUCACGGACAUAUGGCGGAAGAUAACCACUACCACGGCCACGUCCGGGAUGUUGACGUCAAGCGAGUACGAGAACGGCAACCUGUAUAUCUACGCCACCACUGGCUACCCCGGCGCGCCCGGCACUUGUAGCUGGCCUUCGCUCAACCAAGGAGUCCCCACGUACGACCUGUACGUGGCCCUCAUGCAGGCGGUAUUGGAUGCGCAAUCGAACGGUGGCGUUAAUCGGUACUACUUAACUUCAGCUACGGGGGAGAUAUACGCUAGCCUGAUGGUAAAGGCGUCGUAGUAAUCUGAAGAGCGAUAAGGAUACAUUGGAAAUAUGAAGUUGUGUUCGCGCGUUAGGAGAGGGUGGUAGAGUCCGAAGUUAGUUACAGUUGUAUGAAUAGAACGUGGUGAAGUGUUAGUGCAUGGGGGACGGUUCUCUUUUUUAUAUAUAAACUUUCUUGUAGGUUGAAUAAAAAUAUCAUAAACCAAGACCUGGCUUUAAACAAUAUAUACUUUCCUAAGUGGGUAUAAUGUUCUACUGGAUGUCAAUGUUGAAUACGGCAGUUGUUUCUCAUGCGCUAAGGUCAACCCCUAACCACCGAAAGAGAAAAUGCACCGCUAUUGUAGACUUCGUCUUCCUUUUCUUCGCCUUUUCUCUUCCCCGCCUACGCACAUUUCCGCCUUAACGUUUUUAAGGAAUUAGUCUCAUAGGUUAGUAAAGGCUACAAUAGUGACGAGAACGGAAUCGUUGUUCUUGCAACUCCGAGAUCGGAGAAACAAUGACGUCGGGAAACUUAGAGGCUCAGUGGGACGGGAUAUUAGUUUUUGAAGACUUAUAUCAAUCUAUAAACGAAAUCAUUACGUUAGGUAGUGACCAG
Annulohypoxylon truncatum is the source of this 1410-nucleotide messenger RNA. RefSeq lists its product as uncharacterized. NCBI's taxonomy places the organism in Eukaryota, Fungi, Ascomycota, Sordariomycetes, Xylariales, Hypoxylaceae. The record is from RefSeq and is a predicted model, not a curated record. The transcript has a single exon. The coding region runs from base 246 to 833 and encodes 195 amino acids.